Molecule: messenger RNA, 1706 nt
Organism: Coccomyxa subellipsoidea C-169
Lineage: Eukaryota; Viridiplantae; Chlorophyta; Trebouxiophyceae; Coccomyxaceae
Exons: 8
Coding region: 293-1534 (413 amino acids)
Cellular component (GO): nucleus; cytoplasm
Molecular function (GO): nicotinamide-nucleotide adenylyltransferase activity; ATP hydrolysis activity
Source: RefSeq, a predicted model, not a curated record
CAGUGAUGUUGAUUAUAUUUCGAAAUCAAUUCUUAUAGCCGCAUUAUUUAGCGCACUUCAAAGGUCUUGAUCGGGCAUUGGACACCAUCGACACAUGUGCUUCAGAGUUAUUACGAUUCUACCUGGUCGAAUACUGGAGAGAAGUCAGAAACUUGGAGAAUUUAAGCAGACCUGGAUAGCGUCUAAGCGCCUCCUAUCAGGAGUGCAUUCUAGGGUGUCCACACAUCGUUCCACACCGAACAGGGCCUCAAGGUCACGACUUUUCGGCAGCAUAGCGAAAGCAGGCCUGACAAUGGAGGAGAUGGAUCAGAGCAUAGUCGAUCUUGUCCGCCAGAUCCAUGACAAUCCAGCCAAGGCGGUAUUUUAUGUUGCAGGAGGGGGUGCUCAGGUGAUGACAUGGCUCCUGAGCGUGCCGGGCGCAUCAAAGACUGUGCUGGAGGCGCGGAUCCCCUAUGGCGGCGGCAAGAGCAUGGCAGAGAUCCUGGCAAAGGAGCCGCAGACGUACGCAUGCACGCUCACUGCAGUGGACAUGGCUCGCGCAGCCUACCGCCAGGCCGCGCACCUGUCAGAGUUUGGCGUACCCAUUCUGGGCGUCAGCUGCACGUGCGCGCUCGCCACAGACCGCGUGAAGAAGGGGGAUCACAAGGUGUAUGUGGCGGUGCAUGACGGAGUGAGUUCGCGCGCGUGUCGGGUGCACCUGUCGAAGGGCGCGCGGUCGCGGCUGGAGGAGGAUGCGGUUGCGUCGCGGCUGGUGCUGCGCGCUCUCGCGUCCGGCUGCGGCUUGGACGCCGCCGCGCAAUCGCUUGACCUGGGCCUGCUCAGGACGGAGCAGCAGAACGGCGCUGCUGACGGGGCCGCAGCAGGGCCCACCUUCGAGCAGCUACAGGAAACUGUGCAGAGCAUGGAGGAGCCGCUGCAGGAGCUGCUGGAGGGCAGGGUGCGCUCAGUGGAGUAUUCUGGCGGCCAGGUCAUCGUUGAUGCGCCUCGAAGGGGGAGAGUCUACCUUCCAGGCUCCUUCAACCCUCUCCAUGAGGGGCACAAGGGUCUGCUGGCGGCUGCGCUGAAGGCGAAGGGGUUAUCGGGCGGGGAGGGAUGCUUUGAGCUUUCGGUUGGCAACCCUGACAAGGGGCUCAUGUCACUACAGGAGGCCAAGAGCCGAGUCGCGCAAUUUGUCACUGCAGGCCUCCCACUCGUGGUCACUCAGGCGCCGCUGUUCACGAUAAAGUCCAAGCUCUUCCCCAAGAGCACCUUUGUGAUCGGCUACGACACGGCCAUCCGCCUGAUAAUGGGCAAGUACUAUGGGGGCGAGGUUCCAAUGCUGCUGGAGAUGACUGCCAUGCGCAACCGCGGCUGCUCCUUCCUCGUGGCCGGCCGCCUCGACGCCCAGAGUGCCUUUAAAACCAUGGAGGAUGUGGAGCUGCCAGAGCACCUCAGAGACAUUGGCCUGUUUGAGACCAUCCCAGAAAAGCUGUUCAGGAGCGACAUUUCAUCCACGGCAUUGCGAGAAAAAGGCAUUGUAUUGCCGGCAACUUAAUGCCUUGAAGGCUCAGCCACUACAAUGCAAACUGUCUUAUUGUAAAAUUGUACCAAAAGGCAGCCCACUGCUGCUCUGUACUUCUAUUUAUCUGAGGUCUGAAGACGAGAAAGAUAAAUCUUUGAUGAGCCUCAGAGAUCCUUUCUGAUGUAACUUUGUAAUUGUGGAAUAG